GGCCGGCCGCGGGACGGGGCCGUAGCGGCAGCUGAGGCGGCGCUGGAGGGGCGGCCGGGCCGCGUGGGGCCGGGUAGGCGGCAAGAACUCUCGGGCGGGGCGGUGCCCCCCAGCGCUGCGCGGGCGGAUCGUCCCCCGGCCUCCCUGUAUGUGAGAGACGGGGCCGGCGUCUCGGACGGAGCCGGGCCACGGGAGGGCUGAGCCGGCAGCCGCCGCGGGAGGAGCGGAGGCUUCGGGGAGCGCUUCCUUCCCACCGCCCGCACCGCCCUGCGCGGCAGCCCCAGCAUGGAAGCCAUCGCCAAGUACGACUUCAAAGCCACGGCGGACGACGAGCUGAGCUUCAAACGGGGAGAUAUCCUUAAGGUUUUGAAUGAAGAAUGCGAUCAGAACUGGUACAAGGCAGAGCUCAAUGGCAAAGAUGGCUUCAUUCCCAAGAACUACAUAGAAAUGAAACCACAUCCGUGGUUUUUCGGAAAGAUCCCUCGAGCAAAGGCUGAGGAGAUGUUAGGCAAACAGAGACACGAUGGUGCCUUCCUCAUCAGGGAGAGUGAGAGCGCUCCGGGGGACUUCUCCCUCUCAGUCAAGUUUGGAAAUGAUGUGCAGCACUUCAAGGUGCUCAGAGAUGGGGCUGGCAAGUAUUUCCUCUGGGUGGUGAAGUUCAAUUCUUUGAACGAGCUGGUAGAUUAUCACAGAUCCACAUCUGUCUCCAGGAACCAGCAAAUAUUUCUCCGGGAUAUUGAACAGGUGCCACAGCAACCCACAUACGUUCAGGCCCUGUUUGAUUUUGACCCCCAAGAGGAAGGAGAGCUGGGAUUCCGCCGUGGAGACUUUAUCCAAGUCCUUGACAAUUCUGACCCCAACUGGUGGAAGGGAGCCUGCCACGGACAGACGGGCAUGUUCCCACGCAACUACGUCACCCCAGUGAACCGGAACAUCUAGAGAGAAAUAUUAGAGAUUAUUUAAAGAGAAACAGUAAAUACACAUACAGAGCCUAA
This is a messenger RNA of Pogoniulus pusillus (Red-fronted tinkerbird), 995 nucleotides long. RefSeq names its product growth factor receptor bound protein 2 (gene GRB2). Gene Ontology annotation, cellular component: nucleoplasm; COP9 signalosome; cytoplasm. The record is from RefSeq and is a predicted model, not a curated record. Gene Ontology annotation, biological process: signal transduction; regulation of MAPK cascade. Lineage: Eukaryota; Metazoa; Chordata; Aves; Piciformes; Lybiidae. The coding region runs from base 286 to 939 and encodes 217 amino acids. Gene Ontology annotation, molecular function: epidermal growth factor receptor binding; phosphotyrosine residue binding. The transcript is spliced from 6 exons.